Xiphias gladius (swordfish) is the source of this 3061-nucleotide messenger RNA. RefSeq names its product kit ligand a (gene kitlga). Gene Ontology annotation, biological process: cell adhesion; positive regulation of cell population proliferation. Lineage: Eukaryota; Metazoa; Chordata; Actinopteri; Istiophoriformes; Xiphiidae. Gene Ontology annotation, molecular function: cytokine activity; stem cell factor receptor binding. The transcript has 10 exons. Gene Ontology annotation, cellular component: plasma membrane. The coding region runs from base 270 to 1070 and encodes 266 amino acids. The record is from RefSeq and is a predicted model, not a curated record.
GGCUGCGAGCCCUCAGUGUCUGGAUCUAUGGUGCAGAUAGAUGGGCCGCGUGCCACACGUCGUCAGCCCACAGGCCGCAGAGGUUGAAAGUUUGACUCCCAGUAUUCUGCCGUUUCUCCCCUUUUCGGCGGCUUUUUUCUCCGCUGCUUGGAUUCUACUGACCUAGGCAUUGGAUAUGUGCACACAGGAUGAUGACAACCCCUUUCCUCCCCGUAGAAGUAAAAUAAAAUAGGCUUUCGCGCACACUGGAUUUUCUCCUGACGUUCCAUAUGAAGAAGUCAAAAAUUUGGAUACGCGUCUGUGUCCAUUUACUGCUGUUCAUCAUUCUUGGGGUUAAUUCAAGUAAAUUUGACGUCAACCCAGUGACAGAUGACAUCUCGAGACUCUCUGUUUUGAGACAAAAUAUUCCUAAAGAUUACAAAAUUCCUGUACAUUACGUUCCAGAAGCAGAGGGUGGGAUGUGCUGGGUAAAAUUAAAUGUCUUCUACUUGGAGGAUAGUUUACAAGAUUUAGCGCAUAAGUUUGGAAACAUUUCAUCCAACAGAAAAGAUAUUAGCAUAUUCAUCCAAAUGCUCCAAGAACUGAGGCUCAACAUGGGGUCAGUGGAGCCGAUCAUGUAUGACUUUGAGUGCCACUACAGGCGAGAGAUGUGGCAUACGGCGCGAUACUUUGACUUUGUCAAAGACUUCCUCAUAGCUGCACAGAAUAGAGAGGACUCAGAUGACUGUGAUCCUCCUCCCUGUCCCACCACACCGUACACAGUAGCAGCAGAAGGAUAUUUAAAAGAGUCACCCACGUCCACCAGUAAAGCCUCAGUGUGUCCAACGGGCUGCAGUCCACGAGCAAGAUUCCUGCCCGAGGUGGUGGAGCGAAGCCUUCUCUCCUUACUGUUCAUUCCACUCCUAGCCCUCGUAUUCCUGCUCGUGUGGAAGGUCCGAUCACGGAGGAAUGAGGAGGAUCUUCAGCAGAAUCCUGGAGCAGGUGGACUCUUCACAGGAACAGAGUGGCCUGCACCUCCACUAGAUGAAAUGUCGGAAAAAAACAAGCUGAACAUCAUUGAAACAGUGUAAUGCUUUUAUCCUUUGAUGUUCUUCAGAAUAAUUGGGCUCUACUCUUUCUUCCUGUUGGUGUCAAAAGGUGAUGAAAAACAAACAUGAAGCUGAAUUUCAUGGUGAGAUCUCAGCGGUGAAAGGCCUGUUUUUGACUGCCCUCCAGAAGGGCAGAUUCACCACUACCAUGACCAAGAUUUUUCUGGUUAAAUCAUGCCUGCUACCGUAUGGAUAAGCCUGCCUUUUAUUGUAAGACUGCAUUAACCAACCCCAUGCUUUUGAAAAAGACAGUGAGAUUUUGGCAGAAUGAAACCCCCCCGUACCACGCCCCCCACUGGAGUCUCCGGCUCUUGCAAAUAAUCCAUCAGAACCUGCUGCAUCGUACACUCUUUGGGGAGAAGGCAACGGAUGACUAUCGAGAUUAUUAAUGACUUAAGAGGUAGGAGUGUGAAUGGGGCACGCUGGCUGUGACCUUUCCCAUCAGGCCGCCCUGCUGCGACAAGCUGAGACUGACAGAAGUGGCAGGACACAAACAUCUGUUUAUGUAUGUAGUUUGAGUAUUUCUAUCAUGUUUGUGGUCUUACAUUGUACCAUGUCCAUUCUGGGUUUCGUGCCUUGUUUGAUUAGUUUAGCCGACUCCGUGUGUAAAUGUCAAAAGCCUGUCUAUGUUUCUGUUUGGUAGAAGAAAGUGGAGAGGUCAUUACAGGGCGGAUUGGAAUAAUCUCACCAGAGUAACCCAACGCAUAUGAUCCCCAAUCUCUCUUUUUUUUUUCUAAUGAAGUCAAAACCACGACAGUUUAGUUGGCUUGACCUGUGCCCAGUGGUGAUUUGGAAGACAGUUCAGCAGUGAAAGCUCUAUCAGCAGAACAACCUGUUCAGUGGUUGUGACAUUUCUGUCCACACAUAACAUUUUUAGCCUUUGUAACCUUUAGGAAACAGUUCAGCUGGUAACACUGCUUGUUUCAUGUGUAUUGGGGACUAUAUGUUGGGAAUUUUUGUUAUAGGAGACGAGAAUAUAUUGUGCUAAAUUGAAUCUGUGUUUGAAAAAAAAAAAAAAGUAUACCACAUUGGUGUUCAUAUAGUUCAGAGCAACAGUACCUUUCAGCAUCAAUAGCUGGAAUUCUUUGGUGUGGUAAAGUAUUGUUUGUUGUGUUGAACUGCAAGACAAUUUUAUUCAUUCCAAAAUACAUCUUUGAAGAACACUCAAUUAAUGGCGACAUAUUACUGGUACCAUAUUCUCUAUGGCGAUUUAGAGCUGAGUCUUUGUUAGAAAAAGUAUACCACAUUGGUGUUCCUAUAGUCCACAGCAACAGUACUUUUAGCAGGAAUAUCUGAAAUGAAUGGUGUGGUAAGGCACUGUUACUUUUUAAAGCUUUUAGCCAAUUAUGUCCAUUCAAAAAUGCAUUUUUGAACAAUAUCGGAACAUACUAUCUAUGGCAGUUUAGACCUGAGACUUUCUCUUCAGUCAUCUUUAGGUUACAUGAAGACUAUUGCGUGCGUUGCCCAGUAUUCUGACAGAGACCCAGGCUAGUCUAGCCACAAACAAACUAACAAACAAGGUAUACAAUGUCAAAAGUUGCUUUUUAUACAUAGUCUAUGAAUAUCAUGAGCUGCAACAGGUCUAAGCUGUGAACAAAAAAAAAAAAAACAUGGUCUCCCGUUUUCCUGUCUAUGCAUGAGCCACAAACGGUCUGUAUGUCUGAUGCAUGGAAGCCAGAAACCAAGCAAUUCCAUGCAUUAGUCAAGAGGAUGACUGCCCUUGAUUACUGUUCCUACGUGGGUUGUUGAGGGUCUGAGAGUGAGCGGAGCUGCAUCCUGAACAGUGCUUUCGGGCUCGAGUGAUCCAAUCCAUCCCACUUCAGUGGGUGAAUCAAAUGGCUCAAGGCAGGAAAUAAGUCUGGGUGCCAAAAAGCAAAUGUAAUUAUUGCCCAGUUGGUAUUCUGGGUGAAAACUCUACUGUAUUCUGUAUUUUUGUAUAAAUGUAAACAAACAUAUAUGAGAUAUGAAUAAAG